Micropterus salmoides (largemouth bass) is the source of this 2958-nucleotide messenger RNA. RefSeq names its product ATPase H+ transporting V0 subunit b (gene atp6v0b). Gene Ontology annotation, molecular function: proton-transporting ATPase activity, rotational mechanism. Lineage: Eukaryota; Metazoa; Chordata; Actinopteri; Centrarchiformes; Centrarchidae. Gene Ontology annotation, cellular component: proton-transporting V-type ATPase, V0 domain. Gene Ontology annotation, biological process: proton transmembrane transport. The coding region runs from base 194 to 829 and encodes 211 amino acids. The transcript has 8 exons. The record is from RefSeq and is a predicted model, not a curated record.
CCCUCCAGUCGUCAGGUCACAUGCUUGUCAAGCUGGAUCAGCUGACAUCAGCCAGCUUCUCCUUUCUGAUGCUCCUUCUCGUCCAUCGACGGAUAGCGCGUCUUUAAGCGGCAUUAUUUCGUUAUCGUAGCGUCAAAUUAUAUAUUUGAGCCAAGGAGAUCUCGGUGAUCCAGCAGGUUAGGCCGCCGGGUAGAUGCUGCUAGAGUGGAUGAUGAACGGACACGCUAUUCUUUAUACGGGGGUCACUUUGGCCUUCUGGACUACCAUACUCAUCGUCGGUACCUGCUAUACCAUAUUUGACCUUGGAUUCCGCUUUGAUGUGGCAUGGUUCCUGACAGAGACUUCUCCUUUCAUGUGGGCCAGUCUGGGCAUUGGCUUGGCCAUCUCUCUGUCUGUGGUGGGAGCAGCGUGGGGGAUCUACAUCACUGGCUCAAGUAUCAUUGGUGGUGGUGUCAAGGCACCACGAAUCAAAACCAAGAAUUUAGUCAGCAUCAUCUUCUGUGAAGCUGUAGCCAUCUAUGGGAUCAUCAUGGCCAUUGUAAUCAGCAACAUGGCUGAGAACUUCAGUGGAACAACCCCUGAGACCAUUGGGGCAAGGAACUACCAAGCUGGUUACUCCAUGUUUGGAGCUGGUCUGACUGUGGGCUUUUCCAACCUCUUCUGUGGCAUCUGUGUCGGCAUUGUGGGCAGCGGAGCAGCGCUGGCAGAUGCCCAGAACGCCAGCCUCUUCGUGAAGAUCCUCAUUGUGGAAAUCUUUGGCAGUGCUAUUGGCCUGUUUGGUGUCAUUGUAGCCAUUCUGCAGACAUCGAAAGUAAAGAUGGGCGACUAGAAGACGCAUUCGCACGCUGAGAAGAUAAAAAGACACACUGCUGGAAAAUGAGAUGGAUUAUUGUGUACAUACAUCGUAAAUUAUUUAAAUGUCUCUAUUUGCCUGGUAUUGUUUUUAACCAUUAUUCAUGCAAGAGUGGUACUUGUCUCGAGAGAAACAUGAAUGUUGAAUAAGACGACUGGGGGGGGGGGGAUCACCAGAUGCCAGUGUUUCGUGUGCAUUUCUUGCCCCUGAAAUAAAUGAGUGAACCCUGUAUCUUUCCAGCAGUUCAGCUUGAUGGCUAGUACAAGCAGAGCUUACAUGUUUUAAAGGAUUUUAGAUGUUUCCUAACACCAGCCAGCAUGUAGUCUUGAGAGCUGUGAAGCCUGGAUCACUUCCAGCUGAAUUGCAGCUCAUACAAGUUGGGGUGUGUGUGUGUGUGAUGGUGUUUUUUUUUUCCCUCUCUGACCACUCUUUGAUGAAUGAUGAGUUAAAAAUUACACUGGAGUAUUUGAAAAUAUUUGUGUGCGUGUGUGUAUGCUGGACAUGUGAUCGAUAUAUAUAUUUUUUUCUUUCUUUGAAGCAUGAGGGUGUUUACUAUUGUUUAUUACUGUAGCCUGGUCUGUCAGUUCUUUUGUUUUUAACUGUUAUUUGCUAAUAAGCAAGUGGUCCUUAAUCCAUGCUGUUUCCCAAAUACAGUAUUUGUUAGGCCUCCUGCUGUAGUGACAGAUAAUCUACAAAAUUUUGAAUUAAAGUACUGAUCUGGAAUCAUUAGUAAGGUGGACAGUUGGAUAUACUCUUUGGGAGGCCAAAUAGAGUCAGGUCACUGCAGCAGAUCUGCUCUAAAUUGUCAGUCAUAACCUUACUUCCCAAAAAUGUUAUGUUAUGUUACGAAUUCUGUUUUUCAAACCCAUGAGCCUGCUGAACAUGGCUGACAGCCAUAACUUGUUUUUCCCUUUAGUAUCGUCUACUUUUUGAGUUUUAACCAGUGGUUGGUUGGAUUGGACAUGAAAGUGGAUUGUUCUGUGUUGACUAUAAGGAAGCCAAAAGAUUGAGGAUGGCCACAUUACCCUUGUCCAACACGGGACCUUAACAUGAAGAUGAAAACUUAACGUGUCAGGUUUCCUGUUAACAAAGACAAAAUUGCUAACCCCUUUUGUCAAGUCACUAUUGAACAUUAUAUUACCUUAGACAGGAGGGAGGAAUAUAUUUUAAAGAGCGCCUCAGUUACUAGUAUUAGCUUUAGAGUAGUAACUGUUAAUAUUUGCUGUAUCAUUACUGUCAUUGUAGUAGAGGUUUUACGUGAAAAUCAUUUUAGAAAGACUGGUCGUCUGGCUCCCAAAAUUCUGGGUAAAAACUAUGGACUUCAUUACAGAACCAACACAUUGAUGGAUACAGUUUUAAAAAAAAAAUCCUUAUUGUACACACACAAACACAAUAAUAUACUUUUUUAUUUUUUAUUAAGCUCUUUUUUUUUCGAAUGUACAUCUUAACAUGUUAGGUGUUCAAGUCUGUGUUCCCAAAUUAUUUUUUAACAUUCCUUAAUGAAGUUUAAUGAGUGUUUAAAGCUUAGUCCUCUAGUGUUUCAGCUAUUUCCUGUUGAUGCCAACUUGUAAAUGGGGGGGGGUUUGGCGGAAAGAAGAGUUGAUGUGGGCACCCAGUGGAAAAUGCUUGUAUGGAAACACUUUUGGUAGCACCUUUUGUUCUUGAUGUGUCAUUCCACAAGUUCAGACGACAGACCGUGGCUAAUUGUGAAUCGUCUCAGCUCCUUCCUGUAAUUUUCCACCCCAACCCUCUUGUGGAGUUAUGAAUGAGUGUAAACAUUGAAUCUUGACUUGGGGAAACUCCAUUGUCUUUAAUAUAUCCAGACCUGGCCUCCCAAAAGGUGUCUUAAACUGCAAGAUCGUCUUUGCCAAUUACGAUGGUUUUAUAAUGAAGCCACGCUGUAACUCAAAGAUUCCUUUGGUACACCAGGCUCUGCACCAAACCCUAGGCAUUCAGUAAGUGUAGUUGGUACCGUGUGUGCAUUAUGUUGACGUGAUGGUGAUCGGACAAUAACUCAUUGUUUUUGAAAUUGUGUAUAAUAACAAAAACAGACCGUCCUUCUGGCUUCAUAAAUGUCCUUGAGAAAAUAAAAAUGGUCCAAUCAA